Messenger RNA from Fusarium poae, 870 nucleotides. RefSeq lists its product as uncharacterized. The transcript is spliced from 3 exons. The record is from RefSeq and is a predicted model, not a curated record. Bases 1 to 870 code for a protein of 289 amino acids. Lineage: Eukaryota; Fungi; Ascomycota; Sordariomycetes; Hypocreales; Nectriaceae.
AUGAGCCCUCUCAAUCCAGACAGACAGGCAAAAUACGAACCAGACUACACCGAGCCAUUCCCGCUGCCGCCUCCAAGCCCUACAUCUGACAGCAGGACCAACACUCCCAACACAAAUCGCAAGCGAGCAGGAGAUGAAUCGAGUACACAGCCUCCAGUAAAGCGACAAAGUAACACUACCACGUCUAUCGACUCUCAGACAGCUCCUACGAUAGGCACCGAGGUUGAACAACCAGUACCUUCGUCGGAAACCGAUCAGGCAAAGUCCAAUGCUACCGACGAGAAUACAAAGUCUAUCAGGCUCCGUAUCGAACAAUACAAGCAUCGUUUGCAAAUUCUCGAGGCCGAACGUAACGCGAUAUCUCAAAAUGGAGACCCCGAAGCUUUCAACAAGGCGAAAAGGUUUCUGGUAACUAAUCAUCUCAAUCUGGCAGCCACCGUUGCAAAACUACACAAGAUUGAAGACUUGAUCAGACAAGUUGCCAAAGUAAUCAGAGAUUGCCAUGACGUGGUCCCAGCACAACUUCACCAAGCCCUGCAGGCAAGCGUGGCCGACCGCGACAGUUGUCACACCGAGCUACAAAAGAUGACACAGCUCCUUAAAGACGCUAUAGACAAAGACUAUGAGACUGGCGUCAAGUUCAAUGCAAUAGAAAGGCAGAUAGACGAAUUGAAGAGCAAUCUGUGGAUGGCUGAACAAGACCUCACCAAUACCCACUUGCAACAAAGGCUCGACGCUCUUAGCCAUGUCAAAGUCUCCAAGCUGACUUACGACCAACGACUCCGGUUGGACAAGCUUGUUGGGCAGGUGACGGAAGUUCUCAACGAAGAACCAGGAACUCUGCCGCAUGAUUUGAGCAUCACCAAGUGA